Messenger RNA from Sphaerodactylus townsendi, 2774 nucleotides. It is a transcript of the gene ARMC6, whose product is annotated as armadillo repeat containing 6. The record is from RefSeq and is a predicted model, not a curated record. NCBI's taxonomy places the organism in Eukaryota, Metazoa, Chordata, Lepidosauria, Squamata, Sphaerodactylidae. Gene Ontology annotation, biological process: hematopoietic progenitor cell differentiation.
GGCCUCAGCGUUUCUAUUCCCUAUCUAUAACCCGGUUUUCCGGAGGAUAUCUCUCACUGGCAUGCGCACAAAUCCGCCUUCCCUUGAAAUUUUUCACUACGCGCCAGCCGCAAUGAUAAAUAUUUAAUUUUCUCUCUCUCCAAAAAAAUCUACCGGACAGUACUUGACAGCAUCGCAUGCUAACACGGGAAGUCAAUGGGACAGCCCCGCGCAUGCGCCAGGGUUUUGGCACGCCGGCUGCGGAAACCCGACUCAUGCGCAGUUAAACAUCCUUUAUGGCGUGUAGCCGUCGUUUUCAUUGGCUAAUCGGUGCACAGCCGGGUACGGCACCUAGGGGUUGUAUGGAGGCCGCGCGGGGCCAAAAUUAGUGUAGGUGCUGCAAUAGCCACGGCAGAUGCACGUCUUUUUGAGCCCGGCAGUUUCAGGAUCACCUUAUUAGUUCAAGAAGAGGGUUGUUGCGGAGUGCCAAGGAAUACAUCAGGCCGAGAAUUCAGAUCUGCAUAGAACCAAAAUGGCAGCCAGACGGAUUACCCAGGAGACAUUUGACAGUGUGGUACAGGAGAAUAUCAGUGAGUUUGGCAUGGAUCCAGAAGAAGCCGUGAUGGAAGCUAUCCAGCAAUUUGAGUCUCAAGGUGUGGAUUUGAGCAACAUAGUGAAGGAGGCUCCCAAUCCUGCUCCUGAGAAUGGUCAAGAACAGAAGCAUGCUGUUUUACAGACAUUGGACUCUCUCCAGAAAGCUGUUGUUGACUCUGACUCUAGCAAAGUAGAUGAGCUCCUCGUGAGCUUUGCUGAACAGUGCAGGCAGGACCUGGCAAUCCGUUACCUGGCAGGGCAGAAAGGGGCCUACCCUGCCGUGCUGGCAGCCUGUCGCUUGGCGUCUGAGGACAGGUGCUCUCUUCUGAAAGCCCUCGACGCCCUCUCUGCGCUCCUGGAUGGCCAGCCAGAUCUCCUUGAUGCCUCUGGACAGGAGCUGCUGCUGCGAGUCCUGCGGGAGAGCCGGGACGAUGCCGAGCUGACCUUUGCCGCUGUCCACGGCAUCCGCCACCAUACCUGAAAACCACGAGCAGGAACAGCUUGGGACCACCGUGAGAGAAGCGGUGCCCCUCAACUUCUGCUUGGCGCCAUCAUCCGACCACGAGGGUUGUGCCGAUGUGAAUCGGGAGGAGCCUGCUUUCGGGGCUGCGCAUCCAUGACAUUUGGCGACUGACAUCCGAGGUGCCCCAGCCCAUACGAAACACAUAAGAUGAUUGUGGUGGAACACGAUGGCUUGAGGAUCCUUAUAGAGGCUGCAAAAGUUUUCACAGAUGAUUGCAGCGUCCUCCGCGAAAUCUGUGCUCCUCCCAUCUGGCUGUCAGAUGAGUUUGCUUGGGAGAUGGAUUGACAACAGAGCUUAAAUUUCAUGGUGGCAUUGCUGGCUGAUUGUAUUGACCAUCAGGGACUAUUGCAGGCUCUGCCUGAGCCUCUGGACCCAAUCCUGUCAGCACUACUGGAGGCUCAGACUCUGAGCCUGCGAGUGUUACCUGGGCCUCUGGGGCCAAACUGUGCCCUCUCCCCUGUUUGCAUCCGAGGCAUCUUCUGCUGCCUCCAGGUGUGUGAGCAGAGCUGCGCGGCUCUGUGCAUGCUCGCUUUGCGCAAACCGGAGAACUGCCGGGUCAUCAUGGAAGGGGGAGGGGCCUUGGCAGCGCUGCAGGCCAUGAAGAUGCAUCCCAGGGAAGUCACUGUGCAGAAACAAGCCUGCAUGCUGAUUCGCAACCUCGUCUCCCACACCCGGGACUUUUCCCAGCCCAUCCUGGAAAUGGGAGCGGAGAACUUGAUCACGGAAGCCCGGGCAGCACACAGAGACUGCGACGACGUGGCCAAAGCAGCCUUGCGGGACCUCGGCUGUAAGGUGGAGCUGCGGGAGCUCUGGACAGGCCAAAAGGGCGGCCUCGCGCACUGAGACGGCGGGGCUGCAGUCAAGCCGGCAAGACCUGCAGAGUUCUCAUAGGCUGAAAGGAAUGCGGACUGGAGUAAAGCUCGGCUUUGUAGUUGAGGGGGAUGAGUGGGCUCAUGUGCCCCCUUCUGGCUCAUGGCAACCGGUAGGCCCACGUCAUUGCCUGCCUGGGCUGGACAUACAGUGCCCCAACGGUGUUCUCUCACGCUUGGUUACUCCUUUCGCCAGGAUUCCUUGUAGGCUCUUCCUGCUCUAGAGGAUCGGCUUGCCCCUCGAGAUAGGAUGGCGUUGUUGUGUGGCCACUGCACUUACAACCUUAGGGAACGGAGCCUGCCAACUCCUUCUGCAAAGCUGGGCUGUGUGAAAGGCAGGGGGGGGGGGGGUUGGAGGAGAUGGAUGACUGUCUGUUCGCCACCACUGUAAGUUGGCCCCUGCCUGGAUGGUGGGAGGCUGGUUGGUCCCACAACUAGGCCUCUGUUACUAUGGCAACUGCUGCUGGUCCCUGCUGUAACUCUGUUUGCUCUUCUACUGUACUUCCCUGCUUCUCACCUCUGAGCACCAAGCUCUUUCCUUGUGUCAUCCUGGUGUCGUUAAACAAAGAUAUGCGUGUCUACGUGUGUGAGUCUGUUUUGCUGUUUUUCUUCAACUUCUUUAAUCUUUCAUUUUAUUUACAUAUAUUUAUAUAUCAGAUUUAAUACAUCGCCCCAGCCCCAAAGGGCUCUGAGCGACGUACAACCAAUUUUAACCUUGCUGUAACUGAGUUCAGGCCAAGAGGUGGGCUGAGUGUUGUUUGGGAGCACCGUCAAUCUCAAAACAAUUAAAUGCCGCUUUCCACCCUUUU